UGUUUCUGUUCUAUGCCUCGGCUUCUGCUUCGGCUUCGUCGUCGGCGUCGGCGUCCCGCCCCCUCGCCGUGUGGCGCGUCCUGACGCUUUUCCACGUCGCAGUGAGCAGCCAGGCUAGCGAGCCGCGUAUGUCUGCGUGUCUCCGGCUAGGCUAGUCGAGGGAGUGAUGGCGGCGCCCGUCCUGAGAGUGUCCACCCCGCGCUGGGAGAGGAUAGCCCGGCUCCUAGUAUGCCUGCUGGGUAUCUUAUUGUCUCUUUAUGCGUUCCACGUCGAGAGGGAAAAGGCCCGGGAUCCGACAUAUAAGGCGUUUUGCGACGUCAGCAGCUCCAUCAGCUGCUCCAAAGUGUUCAGCUCAAGGUGGGGGAAAGGAUUUGGACUCCUUGGCUCCAUUUUUGGAAAUGACAGUGCACUGAAUCAACUAAACAGUGUCUAUGGAAUAGGUUUUUACGCUUUCCAACUCCUACUAGGAAUGACUGUAAGUGCAAUGGCUGCCCUCAUUCUCAUGAUGACAUCCAUUUUGUCGGUGAUGGGCUCACUCUAUUUGGGCUACAUCCUCUACUUUGUCCUGGAGGACUUGUGCAUCAUCUGCAUCACCACGUACGCGCUGAACUUCAUUCUCUUUAUCCUCAACUAUAAGCGACUGGUAUACUUGAAUGAGGCCUGGAAGCACUUCCAGGCCAAGCAGGACUGAAGCUGUCCAAGCACAGUUAGAAAAUGUGACACAAACGAAAACAAGAAAUGUGACUGACUGAACAUUUAACUUGCCACCAGGAGACCUUGCUUCCAAAAAAUGUGUAUUCUGCUGUGUUCACCCCCCAAAAAAUGAAGAAAUUUAACAAUGUUGGGCCUGACAUCUCUCAAUUAUGGAAGGAUUAGGAAGCGAGAGGUAAUAUGACUUUAGUGGUUCUAAAAUGUUUACUUUUCUCAUCACUACAAGAAGAAGGCAAAAGCCUGAGCGGCAGGCUGAGGCGUGCAUUUACAACCCCGCGACUCGCCGGAGGCGUUUUUCCAGUUCUCAAACAAGAAGGAUCUCAAAGGAGACAUGGCGGCCCAUCAAAGUGUAACAGAUGCACUAAAAAAAUUAAGAAGGGUGGAUUCCAAAAUGACCGCAAAGUACACGCUCAAAUGUUGAGUUUUGAAGGGAACAAAACAAUAUGGAGUUAUUAAUUUUUUGUGUCCCUUCAUGUUUACACUUUGUAGUAUGCUUUUUAUUUUCUUCCAGAGGACCACUAAAAAUGAACGUGUGUAGAUGGGUCAGAUAGUUUGUUUUCUGUACAUAGCUGCUGAGCAAUAUUUCCAGUUAGAUUGGUUGACGUGAAUAGGGGAAGCUGAAAUGUGGUUCAGAAAAGGUGAGGAAAGUCACAGUUGCUGUGGCGCCACAGACAAAACGAUAAGGUUCAGGUCUCGGUUUGCAGCAAAGCACCUUCACCUUCUAUUGUUGUGUGUCGGCGACAUAAAAACUAACGUGCCUGAAGCAUCCAUUCGAUUUCUUUCGAAAGCGGGGGCGCAUUUGACCACCACUUUUGCUUGUUUAUUUUUCUGUCAAAGGUCUGAGGCAAUAUUUUUUUUAGGAUCACCGUUUUUGUAAUGUAACAUACCAGUUGAGUGUUUCUUGUACAAGUGUCAUGCAGUGGCUGCUACACUGUGAUGGCUAGCGUCUAUGCCCAUUGAACAAGUAACAAUGAUGCUACGCAGCUGAGUUACAGUUCAUUUGCUGGACAAACUUUUGCCGGGAAUGUUCUUUUUGACACAAAUAACAGAAGCAAAACCAGUCGUUGGAACUCUUCAAAACAGCAAUUUCAAGCCAUCCAAGAGCCAGUUUGUGUUCAGGACUAACAGCAGAAAGCUUCUUAUAGUGCUGAGUCAUACCAAGAGUUAACAGAAUAGGGCGAUGGUCUCAAUUCUUAGUUCUAACUAGACAGAAAAUAAUUUCCCUAUGAAUAACUAGUUGUAAUUUAUUAUGAGAAUGAAGCUGGAGGUUUAGAAUUUUCCUCCAGGUGGCUUCAUACUAAAUUCCAAAAAUGUAAUGUUAGAUUCAUUGAACACUCCACAUUGUUCCUUAGUGUUAAUAAGUUUUACUAUGUACCCUGCGAUUGAAUGGUAAUCAGUACGUUUGAACUGGGAGCGCUGGCAGCAAAUGAACUAGCCUCUCAGUUCAAAUGGAUUGGACGUCUGCUACUGACAAACAGAUUUAAACUUUCAAAUUAGUUUAAGAGCCAUGUGAUUGGAUGUCUGUCAUCAAUGGCACUGAAAGAGUUAAAUUCACAGCAGAAGAAUGAAAAGAGCCUUAGCUCAUUGGAUUUCAUUGACAUGUACUCUUGAUAAACUAGUUAUAAACUCAUUUAAACUGCAUACUUUCCACUUUUUUCAAGGCAGUUAAACCUCAAUUCCAGUCAAAUUAUGAUUUCCAGUCACUGACAACUGCUAACUUGGCAGUUCUCAGUACAACCAGAUAUAAAACACAGUGGAAUGUUUUGGAGAUCACUUUGUGGUCAAGUGAUGAUCACUCACCAAAGCACGCCGUUUGUAUCAUAUGACACGUUCGUUAUAAUCCUUUUCACAGUUUAUUAUUUGUGUACAGUACAUGAGAUAACUCCAUUGUUUUUUUUUUGUUUUUUUUAAGGAUUCACGUUGUUUGUUGGGUCGAAAAUUAUGGAUGACCAUCUAGCCGAAAAUUCCAGUUAUUAGUAGUAGUAGGGCUGGGCGAUAUGGCCUGAAAAUAAAAUCUCAGAAUUUUUUUCACCCAAAAUCAGUUACAAUUUUUAACCCCCCCCCAACCCCCCCCACCCAACACACACUUCCCCUAGCUUUUUUGAAGGAGACUAUGAGAACAAAUGACAAAGUGCAAAACAAGUUUGACCUCUUUAUAGGGCACUUAUUGGCUGCCAUUGACAUUAACUUCAUUCGCCUCUACCAGUCCAAAUGGAUUGGACGUCAUUGUCAAUGGCAUGCGAUUUUUUAAAUCUUAAUACUAUAUAAAAAAAAUCUAGUGUUAUUGGAGGCAUACCCAGAGUGUUUUACAUUAACAGAGGGAAAUCUGUGCUUCCCUGCUGAAGCUGCUGCCCCCAUGAUCCCACCUCAAAUAAGCGGGAGAAAAUGAAUGGAUGGAUAGUACUUUUUAACUUCUGUUUAGUUAGAUAUAUAAACCAUGGAUUAAUAUUCAAAAUAAAAACAUGAUUAUAAUGAAAAUCUGGCAUCCACGAGUUAAUUUUUAAGCAAAAGUCCAGAACGUCUUGAGUUGUCCGAUAUUUUUUAAAAAACUAAUAUCCUGAUAUUGUCCAACUCCAAAAACAUGAUAGUGACACUGAGAUAUGCAGUUGUGGACUUAACAUAUUAUGGCUAAUUGUAUUGUGAUUCCCCACUGGAUGCUUUAAUAAUAAUACCUCACAACUCCUAAGCAUCUUAGUUUAAAGACAUCUAAUGGUCAAUAAGCAUUAACUGCUGUGCUAAACUAUGACCAGCCCUUGUACAAAGGCAGAAGGCUUCACUUUGAAGGCAACAUGCAUUUUGGCCCAAAACCCCCCGUUGGUGCUGUCAGCUCCCAAAUACAAAGUAAUAACCAUACAAAGAAAAAAAAUUCUCAUGGAAUAAUCUACUGAAUAAUUUGGUGCUGGAUUUCUUUUUUUUUAAAUUUUUUUUAGGGGUCUGGUUAUUCGCAAAAAAAAAAAAAAAAAAUCAAAUCCUAAAAUCAAUUUAUC
This is a messenger RNA of Corythoichthys intestinalis (scribbled pipefish), 3698 nucleotides long. RefSeq names its product vitamin K epoxide reductase complex, subunit 1-like 1 (gene vkorc1l1). Bases 167 to 691 code for a protein of 174 amino acids. Gene Ontology annotation, biological process: peptidyl-glutamic acid carboxylation; vitamin K metabolic process. The record is from RefSeq and is a predicted model, not a curated record. Lineage: Eukaryota; Metazoa; Chordata; Actinopteri; Syngnathiformes; Syngnathidae. Gene Ontology annotation, molecular function: vitamin-K-epoxide reductase (warfarin-sensitive) activity. The transcript has 3 exons.